AUGUCAUUCAUUCUCGAUAUCCGCGAACCAAAAGGUGGUGGUAGCAGCGGAGGAAGAGGCAGCUCCGGCAAAUCGUCCUCGAGCAAGUCAAAAUCAAAAUCCUCAAAGAGCAAAUACAAGAGCAAAGGCGGCUACGCAGCCGGCGGCGGCGCAGGCGGUGGGAGCGGCGGCAACAACGGCUUCGCGCGGCUCCCCGUCUGGGCGCGCGUGCUCAUCAUCCUCGCCAUCAUCUGGUUCAUCCUCUUCCUGAUUGCGUUCACAUACUACUUGAUGAAAGAACUCAAACGCAAAAAGGAAGGCAAAUCAUUCCGCCUGGGCCACGUCUUCGGCCACGCCCUCCUCGUAUCCACAGGCCUCUGGAUCCCCGUCUUCCUCUACAAGAAGUUCAUCGGCAGCAAGAAGGAAAAGAGCGGCACCUACGCCAAGAUUGAAGAGGGCCACGGCAAAGAAGGCAAUAAUCACGAUUCCUGGUACGGCGGCGCCGCUGGGGUCGAGAACAAGUACGACCCCGUGAGCGGCCCGCCUCCUUACCGCCCGCAGAGCCCAAACCCAGCUCCGGCACCGGCACCGGCACCGGUUCCGGCGCAGACCGGGGCCGCUGCGGAUUACUACAUGCCUCAGCCGCCUUCACAUACGGCUCCCACGCAGCAUCCUCCUCAGUAUGGUUAA
Molecule: messenger RNA, 669 nt
Organism: Colletotrichum siamense
Lineage: Eukaryota; Fungi; Ascomycota; Sordariomycetes; Glomerellales; Glomerellaceae
Exons: 2
Coding region: 1-669 (222 amino acids)
Source: RefSeq, a predicted model, not a curated record